Messenger RNA from Cornus florida, 1428 nucleotides. RefSeq names its product cationic peroxidase 1-like. Gene Ontology annotation, molecular function: peroxidase activity; heme binding. The annotation marks the transcript as partial. NCBI's taxonomy places the organism in Eukaryota, Viridiplantae, Streptophyta, Magnoliopsida, Cornales, Cornaceae. The transcript has 6 exons. The record is from RefSeq and is a predicted model, not a curated record. Gene Ontology annotation, biological process: hydrogen peroxide catabolic process; response to oxidative stress.
GGUAUUUUUAAUAUUUAUUGUAUUGCAUUUUUAUUUAUUUUAUUGUCUUUAUCGCAUUUUUAUUUAUUUUAUUGUUUUUCAUUUUUUCAGAUUUGUUCCUAUCGCAUAUGCUGCAUAACGCGGACAAUCAAGAUCUCCUCGUGUAUAAAUAUACAUGCAAAUUCUCAUACAACCUCAAGCCUUCAACAACAAAUCAUAUAUCAGUUUCUUAAUUCUCACUCUUAUUGUAAUUAUUCUUCUGCUUCUUCCUUCUACGACUUUGGAAGUCAUAUUAGUAUUACUUUAAUAAUGGCUUCUUCAUAUUAUACUACUACUUCAACAUCAACACCCAGAAGUGCUUUUACACUCUGCUUAUGCCUAUUCCUACUUGUUGGAAUGUCCUCUGCUCAAUUAACCUCUAAUUUUUAUGCCACUUCCUGCCCAAAAGCCCUUUCUACCAUCAAAUCCGCGGUCACCUCUGCAGUGUCAAAACAAGUUCGCAUGGCCGCUUCCUUGCUCCGUCUUCAUUUCCAUGAUUGCUUUGUUAAUGGUUGUGAUGCCUCGGUGCUUCUGGAUGACACGGCUACCUUCACUGGAGAGAAGACUGCCGGUCCAAAUGCCAAUUCACUCAUUGGAUUCAAUGUGAUCGACACUGCUAAAUCUCAAGUGGAGACUUUGUGCCCCGGUGUCGUCUCUUGUGCCGAUAUCUUAGCUGUUGCUGCCCGAGACUCUGUUGUUGCUCUGGGUGGACCUAGUUGGAAUGUGUUGCUGGGCAGAAGGGACUCAACCACGGCAAGUGCGAGUGCUUCAAACACCAACAUCCCUGCACCAAAUUUGGAUCUCAAUGGUCUCAUUUCUGCCUUCUCAAAAAAAGGUUUCUCUGCCAAGGAAAUGGUGGCUCUCUCAGGAGGUCACACAAUAGGCCAAGCUAAGUGCUCAAACUUCAGAACCCGGGUCUACAAUGAAACCAACAUAAACACUUCAUACGCGACAUCACUGAAAGCAAAGUGUCCGAGCACCGGAGGGGACAACAACCUCGCUCCCCUAGAUGUCACGAGUUCGACAGCUUUUGACAAUGCUUACUUCAAGAAUUUGCAGAUACAAAGGGGACUUUUGCACUCAGACCAACAGCUCUUCAGUGGGGGAUCCACCGACGCUCAAGUGAACACUUACGCUUCCAAUUCUGCAGCUUUCUUCACCGACUUCGCCAACGCUAUGGUGAAGAUGGGGAAUCUUAGCCCACUCACCGGCACCAAUGGCCAAAUUAGGACCAACUGCCGGAAAACCAACUAAAUCUCUAUCUUAAUUGUCAUUACAAUAUUGACGUUUUUUAAAAAAACACAAAAUGUAAUUUGAUAUUGCAAGCUAGUUUUAAUAAUAAUAAAAAACUCAUUAAUGCUAUGUUUAUGAUCGAUCUGCACAAUCUACAAUUCGAAAAUUUUCACAUGU